Molecule: messenger RNA, 1201 nt
Organism: Strigops habroptila (Kakapo)
Lineage: Eukaryota; Metazoa; Chordata; Aves; Psittaciformes; Psittacidae
Gene: PIERCE1
Product: chromosome 15 C9orf116 homolog
Exons: 3
Coding region: 290-667 (125 amino acids)
Biological process (GO): axoneme assembly
Cellular component (GO): axonemal microtubule
Source: RefSeq, a predicted model, not a curated record
UGCGGGGAGAGAAGGCGGGGUCAGCCGGGCGGUGCGGGAGCGGUGCGGGAGCGGUGCGCGGUGCGGGGCAGGACCCGCUCACCUGCCCGCAGGAGCCGCGGCGCCGCCAUGCUCCGAGCCCGCAGCGCCGGCAGCGGGAGGAGGAGGAGGGUGAUGAAGGUCAAGCGGCGCCUUCCGCUUCCCGGGCCGGGGCGGGGCGACCCCCGGGGCGGGGCGCGGAGCGAUCGCGUCCCCGCCCGCAGCGUCCCGUCUCCGGGCAACGCUGGGCCCCGCGUCCCGUCCCUCCGCCAUGUCCGUGCCCGCGGGCGCGGCCGGCGCCGGUCCCCGCACCAGCGACUAUUACCGCACCAGCGGCGGCCUGCCCGGCCGCUUCCAGCAGCCAGACCGCUUCUGCGGCUACGGGAAGCCGGAGCCUCACCCGCGGUACCGGACCACGAACCAGACGUACGGCAGCAGAGCCCCCACGGUGCACGAGGUGCCGACCUCCUUCCACAUCACCCCACAUGCCUUUACGAGGAUCCAGGGGCAGGGUGGCCCCUACAGGAACAGUGGGCUCAACAUGGCCCUGGAGAAGAGCCACGUCACCGGCCCGGACAACUUCAUCACCGCCCAUGACCACCUUGACUUCCACCCCAGCUACAACCCCAAUGGCCCGUCCCACUGUUAGAGCUGCAGCGGGAGCAACAGGGUCACUGCUGGCUGCCUAAAUAAAACCCAAACCCCCCAAAUGAGCAAACAGCACUGACCUGCCCCUCAAACUCUUGCUAAGCCUGACAGGAAGCACUACGUGGUCUGGAAAGUAAUUCACAUGGCUCACUGCUCGCAGCAGAUUAACACACACGCUUCCUGCUAUUGACCACCUAAGUCAGACCUGGUUAAGGUCUACGUAGCUUUGGGGGAAAACCAGUUUAGAAGUGUGUUAUUAAAACUGAGCCCAGGAAUUUGUUGGGAGAAACACAUGCAGCCACUUUGGUACCAGAGGGAAAUCACUACAGAAUGAGUGUUAUUAGGAACAACAAUUUAAGGUGAUUAAACAUCAGUUAAAUUGCUCAUAUGAACCAUUUACUUAGUUUAUAGGCAGCAUAAAUACCAGAACAAUAUACGUUACUUACCUAUAUUCCCCCAACCUUUUCUCUGCUACUAAUGAUCCUUUAAGCUCUUGGCUCAUGUGCCAAGUAUCAUUAAAAUUUAAGCUCUUAAA